Messenger RNA from Clupea harengus (Atlantic herring), 970 nucleotides. RefSeq names its product adenylate cyclase activating polypeptide 1a (gene adcyap1a). NCBI's taxonomy places the organism in Eukaryota, Metazoa, Chordata, Actinopteri, Clupeiformes, Clupeidae. Gene Ontology annotation, biological process: adenylate cyclase-activating G protein-coupled receptor signaling pathway; positive regulation of ERK1 and ERK2 cascade; regulation of protein localization. Gene Ontology annotation, cellular component: extracellular region; neuron projection; perikaryon. Gene Ontology annotation, molecular function: pituitary adenylate cyclase activating polypeptide activity; peptide hormone receptor binding; neuropeptide hormone activity. The record is from RefSeq and is a predicted model, not a curated record.
CCUGCUGAAAUGCGCGCGCGCCCCCCUCGUGCGCACUGCCCUCUGAACGAAAUCUGCGACUUCUAGAUCUAGCUGGCACACACACAGACACGAAAUACACUACAGCAUCCGAUUGCGCAAGUUGAAGAGACAGAAAUAAAGAGAAAGAGAGGAACGGAGACAGAGAAACAGAACGGACAAAAGCUGUCCGAGAAACAGACCGUUUGACCGGACAAAAGCUCUCAGUUCCACUUUAGAAUGAUGAGCAGUAAGGUGAUAUCCGUCCUCCUCAUCUCUGCGCUCCUGGUGCAGUGCAGCCUGUGUUCGCCGCGCGGGAUCAUCGCUUCUCAUGUGAGACCCGAGAUUGCGGAGUACGAUGACGUUGGGAAGUCGAUGUCCGAGGUUUCUUUCGAUGUUGAUCAAAUUACCGGAGCCAGUUUUCCUUCUGAUCUGGAUGGGGCGAUGUUCUAUCCACCAGAAGAAAGAGCGCAGCGCCACGCGGACGGGAUCUUUAACACUGCCUACCGGAAAGCGCUCGGGCAGCUGUCCGCGCGGAAGUACCUGCACAAUCUGGUGUCCAAGCGCGUGGGCGGAGGUAACUCGGCAGAAGCGGAGCCGUUUUCCAAGCGUCACUCGGACGGGGUUUUCAACCAUAGCUACAGCCGGUACCGGAAGCAGAUGGCGGUGAAGAAGUACCUGGCCGCCGUGCUGGGCUCAAGCCCCGAAGACUUAGAUUUGCUCCACACGCUCCACGGGGGGCUAGAUUUGGGCGGGCUCCCAGACGCAGAUGAGCUCGAGCUCCAGGCCUUUAUGAGGGACUGGCUACAGCAGGCCUUGUGACAUGGGCGGCGUGCGGCUUGGAGAGUUAAAGCCCCUCCCACUCCCCAUCUCAACUCUUGCCAUGCCCUGCUGUGCAUCUUCUCCUGACAGAGACGAGUGUGUGUGUGUGUGUGUGUGUGUGUGUGUGUGUGUGUGUGUGUGUGUGUGUGUG